Lemur catta (Ring-tailed lemur) is the source of this 3918-nucleotide messenger RNA. RefSeq names its product gremlin 1, DAN family BMP antagonist (gene GREM1). Gene Ontology annotation, molecular function: BMP binding; receptor ligand activity. Gene Ontology annotation, biological process: animal organ morphogenesis. The transcript has a single exon. The coding region runs from base 1 to 555 and encodes 184 amino acids. The record is from RefSeq and is a predicted model, not a curated record. NCBI's taxonomy places the organism in Eukaryota, Metazoa, Chordata, Mammalia, Primates, Lemuridae.
AUGAGCCGCACCGCCUACACUGUGGGAGCCCUGCUUCUCCUCUUGGGGACCCUGCUACCAGCUGCCGAAGGGAAAAAGAAAGGGUCCCAAGGCGCCAUUCCCCCGCCAGACAAGGCCCAGCACAAUGACUCCGAGCAGACUCAGUCGCCCCAGCAGCCUGGCUCCAGGAACCGGGGACGGGGCCAAGGGCGGGGCACUGCCGUGCCCGGGGAGGAGGUGCUGGAGUCCAGCCAAGAGGCCCUGCACGUGACCGAGCGCAAAUACCUGAAGCGAGACUGGUGCAAAACCCAGCCGCUUAAGCAGACCAUCCACGAGGAGGGCUGCAACAGCCGCACCAUCAUCAACCGCUUCUGCUACGGCCAGUGCAACUCCUUCUACAUCCCCAGGCACAUCCGGAAGGAGGAGGGCUCCUUUCAAUCCUGCUCCUUCUGCAAGCCCAAGAAAUUCACCACCAUGAUGGUCACACUCAACUGCCCCGAACUGCAGCCGCCUACCAAGAAGAAGAGGGUCACACGCGUGAAGCAGUGUCGUUGCAUAUCCAUCGAUUUGGAUUAAGCCAGAUCUGGGUGCACCCAGCCUGUCCUAGGGAUGCAGCCCCAGGCGGGCCCAGAGCCAGACCUAAAACAACCCAAUCCUUUCUUGGCUUAAACCCAGAGGCCAGAAGAACCACCAGCUGCCCCCUGGCAGGAGCCUGCUUGUGCGUAGUUUGUGUGCAUGGGUGCCUGUGUGUGUUUCAGACAGCAGAGGAAACAGAGUCUCUGCUCUGGGGCACUUCCUAUUAUGUAAACAUAUCUCCUUUAACCGGGUAGUCCAGAAGCCCACCCCACCCUGACUCACAUCCAAAGGGGUGGGGUGUGGUCUGGUUCUGCCUUGUCAUCCCCGUGCCCUCUGGGGACCAGAGUCUCCCUUCCUAUGAAUGUUAAUGGAGAGGCUACCUGCUGUAGUGCUGCAUUAGACUUGGGAAAGUUCUUCCAACCUGUGCUUGCUCCCUCCCUUCCUCUUCCCUGCCACAGUCUGUCCCUUCUUCAGUGACCAUGUCAGUCCAAUCCCACGUCUGCCAAGGUUUCUAAAUUAAUUCGCUUCACCUUGGGUGUAAAUGUUUUUCGUGUUGUGAAGACUUUCCCGACUCCGGGGAAGGCUGGCGUGUGCAAGGACAAGCAGGAUAGUGAGUGAGAAAGGGACCGUGGAUGGUGUGGCCGAGUCCCGCCCAGCGGAAGUCAGUAGGGAGAUGGGCAGAGGCUUGAAAGGCCAGUCCCGGGGCACAGGGAGACCUAUGCUUCAUGAAAUUUUUUUCCUACUGUUUAACAGAACCCAAGUGAACAGAGGAGAAAUGAGAUUGCCUAAGAGUCACUGUGAUCUGCUGAAACUAUCUGUAACCCAACACCAAACUUCACACAUAAAUAUUGACCACUCCCAUUUGCAGAACCAAGACAGUGAGCUAAACAAACCAGCCUUUCUGCUUUGUCCCCGUGGACAAUAGAUAUAGUUCAGAACCAUCUCCACAGGGAUAGGGAAUAAACAAAAACCUCUCGUAGGCCAGAGGCCCUAAUAACUUCCGUUUUUCUUGGUUAUAAUCAGCUUCUUUCCUACUUCUUGAUUUCUGCAUAAUGCUUCUGAGAGCCACAAACCUGUAUCGUAAAGAUUCUGCCCUCUGCUGAGUGUAGCUGACAGUGUCUAAGAUGAAAGCAUUUAGGGCGUGCUCUGUUUUAGCUAGCAAUAUAUUUUGGGUCUUUUUGUUUUAGCCAUUGCUGUGCUAUUGAGCUAGAGAAGAGAUUAAGGAAAGAAAGGAGAUUGCCUCUGGCUAAGGAGUAGUUAGCUCUUAGUGCCUGCAAGAGAUGUGAGGGUUCUAACCUCUUCUUCAUUUGUCCUCGAAGGUCUGAGAGGAAAUCCUGUUGAGAGACCAGAGCAUGGGGUUCCCUAGCUGUCUGUCUACUGCUGGUGGCAUCCAUGUAACACUGUAACCAUUCAGUGCCUACUGGUAGGUGCUGUCAUCUGAUUAAGCUUGGCCUGUUCCCAAGGCCUUCUGAGGAUCCUUCUGAGGACCAAAGUGCAGGAUGGGUGAACCUUACUGCGCUUUAGAUUUGGCUAACCUGUUCUUAGGCCCCUCAGAUAUUCUUUUUGCCUUCUGUCUUCUCCGCCUCACUAUCCAAGUCACGUGUAAUAUGGAAAACAGACACCAUGCAUUUGGGGAUCCAGUUGCCCAGCAAGACUUCAGUAUUCAAAGAGCCAUUGCAACUAAAGAAUCCGUUUUUAUUUCGUUUUUGCUUUUCCAGUGCACUCCCAUCUGACAACUAAACAGGAACCAUUUUAAGGCAGAAGUUUUCUUGAACAUCCAAAAUGUUGGGUCUAAUUGUAAAACUUUGAAACUCACUACUGAUGAUUCUACACGAGGCAAAUUUGUGCAAACACAUAGUCUGUGUGUUUUGUGUACACUGUACAUGCCCCUGCCCUAAAUCUUUGUAUCAUCCACAUCCUCCAACAAUAAAGCACAGAAUGGAUUUAAUUAAGCACAGAAAUGCUAAGGCAGAAAUUUUGAGGAGGCAGGAGAGAGGAAAAGAAAGGAGAAGAAGCUGAAAAUGUAAAACCACACCAGAGAGGAAAAAUGACAUUCAGAACCAGCAAACACUGAAUUUCUCUUGUUGUUUUAACUCUGCCACAAGCAUGCAAUUUUGUUAAAAAGAGAUGACUUAAGUUGGCAGCAGUAAUCUUCUUUUAGGAGCUUAUACCACAGUCUUGCAUGUAAGUCAGAUUUGGCUCAAGUAAAGAGAAUUUCCUCAAAAUUAACUUCACUGAGAUAAUCAGGAGCAUAACUACCCUAAAAGCACAACCCUAGCCAAAGAGGGAAAUGUCUGCUUUUCUUAUUGUGCCUAUAUUAAGACUAGCACAAGUAUGGUGUGUCUUCCAACAUUUAUUGAAAAUGCCAUAUCUGUUACAUAUUUUAUUGGAGUCACUGAUGAUAUAAUGAUAUUUUUUCAUUAUUAUAGUAGAAUUUUUAUGACAAGAUAUUUGUGAUCUUGAUCAUAUCUACAAAAAUAAUGCCAAACACCCAAUAUGAAUUUUAUGAUGUACACUUUGUGCUUGGCAUUAGAAGAGAAAAACACACAUCUUGUAAGUCUUUAAGUUGUUUUUUGUUACUGUAGUUCUUCAAAGUUAAAAGUAUGAGCAAAAAAUCUGGAGGAAAGGAUAAUUUCCACUGUGUGGAAUGUGAAUAGUUAAACAAAAAGUUAUGGUUAUUUAAUGUAAUUAUUAAUUCAAAUCCUUUGGUCACUGUGAUUGCAAGCAUGUUUUCUUUUUCUCAUUUAUUUGACUUCCUCCGAGUUGAGCAAAGAAGCUGGCACGUUGUGUGAUGUUGGACACUUUUAUCAGGUCGGGGGAAACAAAAUCUUGACACAUCUGAACAUGCAUUACAGAGUCAAGACCUGAACUUUUAUUGUUGUUUUAACUGAAUGUUCCUUAAAGGUUAACAUUUCUGAAGCAAUAUUAAGAAAGACUUUAAAUGUUAUUUUGGAAGACUUAUGAUGUGUGUAUACAUACAAAUAGCAGAUAAUGAUGAACAGUUCAAAAAUAAAAUCCUUUUAAGGUGAAAAUCUAAAAUGAAAGUGUAUGUACAGAACAUUUAUAAGUGACCAGUGAAUGCCUAAGAGUGAAAGUAGCUCUAUUGAUCUGUCAUUUCUCAAGAUAUUUAAUAUCAACUGUAUUAUGUAUUAUGUCUGCUUUAACCAUUUAAAAACAACAAAGGAUUAUAUAGACCAUGAUUGAGGUACCUUGCUGUGUGUGAGAAUAAGAGGGGAUUUGAUAGUCUCAUAAAAGCUAAUUUGGCUUAAAGUUUCAUGAAUCUGUAACUAGAAUUUAAUUUUCAUCCUAAUAACGUUCUAUAUAGCCUUUGCCAGAGAGCAACCAAUAAAUUAAACCUCUUCU